AUGCUAGUUGGUUUUUGGCAACUUCUGAUUAUUUUCAUAAAUAUAAUCCUAUCCUUAUCUCUUGAUCCCACUACUGUUGUCUUAGCUAUGAAUACAGGAGGCAUUACUUAUGUCUCAGCAUAUGGCUUUACAUAUUCCCCUGAUACUUAUAAUACCCAAGGCAGUUCCUAUUUUGAUGGAUCUCAAACAAUUACUCAAACACUAAAUGGCUAUAUUUAUCAAUCAGAAAGGGUUUCGACUGGAACUUGAGGAUAUGACAUCCCAGUGAGUCCAGAUGGGACUUAUGUACUGAUUCUCGAAUUUGCUGAAAUUUUUUGAACAGUGACUGGAAACAUGUAA
Molecule: messenger RNA, 339 nt
Organism: Blepharisma stoltei
Lineage: Eukaryota; Ciliophora; Heterotrichea; Heterotrichida; Blepharismidae
Source: the annotation of a GenBank genome assembly